AUGUUGAAGCUUUGGAAAUGGUACCAAAAGUGCUUGGCUGUGCAUCCUGUUAAAACCCAGGUCAUUAGCUCAGGAUUCAUUUGGGGAUUUGGUGAUAUUGCUGCCCAGGCUGUUACAAAUUCAACCGUCAAGAGAUAUCACAAUCAAACUCCUGAUGAUGAUAAAGAAUUCAAGAUUAAUUGGAGACGAGUUGCUACCACAAGCUUGUUUGGAUUUGGAUUUGUUGGACCUGUUGGCCACUUCUGGUACGAAGGACUGGAUCGGUUCAUUAGGCUGCGGCUACAGCUACGACCAAAUUCAUUUCGGUUUGUAACUACAAAAGUAGUAGUUGAUGGUAUGCUCUUUGGGCCAUUGGAUUUACUGGUAUUCUUCACUUACAUGGGGUUUUCAACGGGGAAAAGUGCUGCUCAGGUUAAGGACGGCGUGAAGAGAGAUUUUCUCCCAGCCUUAGUUUUGGAAGGAGGCGUAUGGCCAAUUGUUCAAGUGGUCAACUUUCGAUAUGUUCCCGUGAGGAACAAGAAGGACAAGGGGGAUGAUCUCUUCUCCCGAUCGUUUCCUUUUCAAAUUCAGUUAAGAGUGAUCUUCAUGCCGCUGCAAGUUCCAGCUCCAGCCUCCAGGUUCCAGCCCAGCCUCCAGCAGACCACCGGUGCACGGGCAGCAGCUUCGAAGUCCAGUCCCUGCUCGCGAGUCGCCAGUCUCCAGUUGAGUCGCCGUCUCUCGCCUCUAGCGCCUCGCGGUCUCGCCAGUCGCCUCUAG
Molecule: messenger RNA, 756 nt
Organism: Fraxinus pennsylvanica
Lineage: Eukaryota; Viridiplantae; Streptophyta; Magnoliopsida; Lamiales; Oleaceae
Source: the annotation of a GenBank genome assembly